AUGACUUCUGAAAACGGUAAUCGCAUGGAGUCGCACCAGCAUGGGGCAUAUUCUGGUGAACCACAAGGAGUUACCAAUUCGCCUGUCUACGAAAACUACGUCUCACAGGACGAAUUUGAGAUUUCCAACGCGAAUGAAAUUGAGGAAAUGGGCGACGCUCUAGAGGCGCCUGUUUCUCCUUAUGCUUGUGCCUACUGUAACCUCGACUCCUCUAGGUGCGUUGUUAAAUGCAAUAUUUGUAACAAGUGGUUUUGCAAUUCCAAAAACGGUACUUCUACAUCGCACAUCAUUAAUCAUUUCGUUUUAUCUCACCACAAUAGCGUUUCUUUGCAUCCUGAUUCAGAUUUAGGAGAUACCGUACUAGAAUGUUACAACUGCGGUUGCAAGAAUGUGUUCGUACUCGGAUUUGUGUCAGCCAAGAGCGAAGCAGUGGUUGUUAUACUUUGCCGACUGCCUUGUGCGCAAACUAAGACUGUUAGUUGGGACACAGAUCAGUGGCAAUCGUUGAUAGAAAAUAGACAAUUUCUGUCGUGGGUUGCGGAAGAACCUAGUGACGAAGAGUUAUUACGUGCAAGAAUGAUCUCACCCAGCCAGAUUUCGAAACUUGAAGCAAAGUGGAGAUCUAAUAAAGACGCGACUAUCAACGAUGUAGAUGCACCAGAUGAGAAGGAAGACGUGCCCCAUGUUUUAAUGAGAUACGCAGAUGCAUAUCAAUAUCAGAGAUCAUUUGCACCUUUAGUAAAAAUAGAAGCUGACUAUGAUAAGCAACUCAAAGAAUCUCAGGCAUUGGAACACAUUUCUGUAUCCUGGACAUUGGCACUUAAUAACAGACACCUAGCGUCCUUCGCUUUAUCCACAUUUGAAUCCAACGGGCUUAAAGUAGCAGUCGGUGAUGAAAUGAUUUUGAGAUAUUCUGGGGUUCAGCAUCCAGAAUGGGAAGGGCGUGGUUACAUAGUUCGCUUGCCUAAUAGCUUCCAAGAUCAGUUGACUCUUGAACUGAAGCCCAAUAAGAAUGCCCCUCCCACCAAUUUGAACACGGGAUUUACGGCCGAAUUUGUUUGGAAGGGUACCUCUUACGACAGAAUGCAAGAAGCAAUGAAAAAGUUUGCCGUUGUGAAAAAGUCUGUCUCAGGAUUUCUUUACUACAAGAUCUUAGGGCAUGAUGUGCCAGAUCUCGAAUUUGAUGUAAAUCUGCCUAAACAAUUUUCCAUCCCACACUUCACACAGCUGAAUGUCUCUCAGGCUAAUGCGAUUCGUCAUGUUUUACAACGGCCUCUAUCGUUGAUUCAAGGGCCUCCAGGUACCGGAAAGACAGUCACUUCCGCUACUAUUGUCUAUCAUCUGUCAAAACUGCAUAAAGAACGGAUUUUGGUUUGCGCACCUUCAAAUGUUGCUGUGGAUCACCUAGCUGCUAAGCUUCGUGACUUAGGGCUGAAGGUCGUUCGCUUGACAGCUAAAAGCAGGGAAGACGUUGAAAGCUCGGUCUCCAACUUGGGAUUACAUAAUUUGGUGUCGCGCUCUGCCAAAGGAGAGCUUAAGAAGCUCCUGAAACUAAAAGAAGAUGUGGGUGAGUUGUCAUCUAUUGAUACCAAGAAAUUUGUCAAGCAAGUUAGGAAAUCUGAGCUGGAAAUUUUGAAGAAGGCAGAUGUCGUCUGCUGCACCUGUGUAGGAGCUGGUGAUAAAAGACUAGAAGCGAAAUUCAGGACCAUUUUAAUCGACGAAAGCACACAGGCUUCCGAGCCUGAGUGUUUAAUUCCUAUAGUCAAAGGCGCCAAACAAGUAGUUCUUGUUGGUGACCAUCAGCAAUUAGGACCGGUAAUUCUUGACAGGAAAGCAGCAGACGCAGGGUUGAAACAAUCGCUUUUUGAGAGGCUCAUUUCGUUGGGUCAUGUCCCGAUUCGUCUCGAAGUCCAGUACCGAAUGAAUCCACAUUUGAGUGAGUUUCCUAGUAAUAUGUUUUACGAAGGGAGUCUACAAAAUGGUGUUACCAUCGAGCAGCGCACGGUGGCCAAUAGCACCUUCCCUUGGCCUAUUCAUGAUUUACCUAUGAUGUUUUGGUCGAACUACGGAAGAGAAGAGAUUUCUGGAAAUGGUACAUCGUAUCUGAAUAGGAUUGAGGCGAUGAAUUGUGAACGUGUUAUUACCAAGUUGUUUAAAGAUGGAGUGAAGCCUGACCAAAUUGGGGUCAUCACUCCGUAUGAGGGCCAACGAGCUUACAUAGUGCAGUAUAUGCAAAUGAGCGGUUCUAUGGAGAAAGACUUGUACAUGAACGUUGAAGUUGCCUCUGUUGAUGCAUUUCAAGGUCGUGAGAAAGACUACAUCAUAUUAUCGUGCGUGCGUGCUAAUGAGCAGCAGGCUAUUGGGUUUUUAAGUGACCCUAGACGUCUGAACGUAGCUCUCACACGUUCGAAAUACGGACUUGUUAUUUUGGGUAACCCGAGAUCGCUCUCAAGAAAUAGCCUCUGGAGUCAUCUUUUGGUUUAUUUCAGAGAGAAGGGUUGCUUGGUUGAGGGUGCCUUAGACAACUUGCAGCUUUGUACCGUACAGUUGACCAGGUCAUCCAAUGCGCGGAACGUUCAAAAAAAUAAUCUUGAUAAAAUGGAUUUCAAUAAUAGCUCUGAUUUUGGCAAACUGAACAUUGGUGAUUUUGAUACUCAGAGUCUGAUGUCGUAUGGUGGUGUUGAAGGUUUUGAUAUGGGCGGUAAUAAUCAACUGAAUACAUUCUUGAACAGCUUUCCAUCUCUUGGCCAACCAGUACGUUCUCAAAAUGGUAUUGACACUAAUGUCUUUGAUGAAAAUUUGAGAUUUGAUUCAAGUCUUGCUCGUGGGUUACAAAAUUAUGAUGGAGCUGCCUCAAAGUAUGAGGAUGCUAUGGACGAUAAGGGAGAAGGAAAGACGAUAGAUGCAAUGAGAAGUUUGCAUUUUUAA
Lachancea nothofagi CBS 11611 is the source of this 2928-nucleotide messenger RNA. Lineage: Eukaryota; Fungi; Ascomycota; Saccharomycetes; Saccharomycetales; Saccharomycetaceae. The record is from the annotation of a GenBank genome assembly.